Molecule: messenger RNA, 1764 nt
Organism: Leptopilina boulardi
Lineage: Eukaryota; Metazoa; Arthropoda; Insecta; Hymenoptera; Figitidae
Exons: 2
Coding region: 30-1598 (522 amino acids)
Source: RefSeq, a predicted model, not a curated record
CCUCACACACUUCUCGCUCAACUCUCGCCAUGAACACUGAUUCAAAAGAAUCUGUCAACUCAGCUGACGAAACUCAACCACCAAACAAGGAACAAUCUCAUGCUCAAACUCUUCUCUCACCAGAUACGGAAAUUAAAGAAGUAAUUUCAACAAUGGAAAAGCUCACAGUUAAAGAGGAAAGCUCAACUGUCAAAAAUGUGGAUUCUCAACCAAGUACAUCUCAAGGUCAAUACAACAUUUCAAAAAAAGGUGCACACUCAUACAAAGGUAAAGAUAAGUUUAUCAAGGACACUCAUGCCGACCACUCGGUGUGGCUCAAUUUCAAGGUUGCUACUCAAACGAGUAGACUCAACUUAAUGAUAGAAUCAUUUGAACAACUUCAAAAAUUCUCAAGCCGGUAUUCACUCAGCGAGCUCAACUCAAUGAAAACAAUCUUUGAGGAUCUCUGGACGGAAUUUUCACAGGCUCAUGAAGAAAUCGGGGAAAAAUGUGACAACUCAUUUUUUACAACUCCUUACAUGACGGAGGAAUGUUUUGAACAGGGAUUCAAAACUUUCAUGGACUCAAAGAUUACAAUCAACUCACUCAUCGAACAACUUAAACAACCAGUGUCACAAUUAACUCAACAAACAGAAAACUCUCAACCUAAACGCCGACAGCUCCCAGAAAUUUCAUUGCCAAAAUUUUCUGGGGAUUACUCGGCUUGGACCUCAUUCAGAGAUUUAUUUCAAUCACUUGUCGGGCAAAAUUCAGAAAUCUCAGGAGUGGAAAAAAUGCAUUAUUUACGGACAUCUCUUACUGAUGAGGCAGCUCAAUUGAUUGCCAAUCUCCCCCUCUCAAGUGACUCAUUUUAUUCGGCUUGGGAAUUACUCACUUCUCGCUAUGAAAAUAAACGGUUACUUAUUGCAUCUCAAAUGGACAAACUUUUCAACUCAAAGAUUAUCUCACCAAAAUCAGCUGGAGAUCUCAAUGCGCUCAUCACCACUACAACGGAAUCACUCAAUGCACUCACUUCUCUCGGUGCUCCAGUUGACUCAUGGGAUCUAAUUCUUGUUCAUUUUAUCAUUCGAAGAUUGGACACUCAAACCAGGGAAUCCUGGGAAGUUAAACAAGGCUCACGGACAACAUCCCCUACUUACAAAGAACUCAAGGACUUUCUCACUGGGCGUGCUCGUGCCCUUGAAAAUAUGCAGUUAAAUUCAACUCAAUAUUCUCAGGCAGCAAAAUCAACGGCGUCAACCUCAACCUCAAAGUCAACUCAAUCAACAUCAAAAUCAGCAAGGGCUCUCACUGCUUCUCAUCAAGACUACGGAUUUGCUUGCUCAUGUUGUCAACAAUCUCACUAUAUUGUAGUUUGUGAGAAAUUCAGGAACCUUUCUACUCAAGACAGACGAGAGUUUGUCAAAACUCAACGGCUGUGUUAUAAUUGUUUGGGGAGACACUCAGCUCACUCUUGUCAAAGCGACAAGCGGUGCAGGGAAUGCAACGGUAAGCAUCAUACAAUGAUUCACGUUGAUGACUCACGGACGAAAUCAACCAAGGAUGCUUCUCAAUCAACAACAACACAACCUGCUCAAAGUGAUGACAGCUCAAAUUGACUAAAUAAUUUGACAUCUCAAGCUCAAACAUAGAUCUCAUCAUUGGAGCGGAUCACUAUGGGCAAUUACUUCAACCAGACAUCAUUAAAGGAACGGAAUCAUCACUCACUGCUCAAAAAACACUCUUUGGUUGGGUCAUUCUUGGACCUGUCAAGGUUUCCUCACC